Rhizophagus irregularis DAOM 181602=DAOM 197198 is the source of this 594-nucleotide messenger RNA. RefSeq lists its product as uncharacterized. The record is from RefSeq and is a predicted model, not a curated record. Gene Ontology annotation, molecular function: oxidoreductase activity, acting on paired donors, with incorporation or reduction of molecular oxygen; monooxygenase activity; iron ion binding. Lineage: Eukaryota; Fungi; Glomeromycota; Glomeromycetes; Glomerales; Glomeraceae.
AUGGAUCUUCUUUUAGGUGGAACUCUUACAACUGUAAUUACAUUAUCUGCCAUCGUUUAUUAUUUAGGUCAUAAUCCUAAAGUACAGAAACGUAUGGUACAAGAAUUGGAUGAUGUAUUGGGAAGUGAUCGUGAUAGUAACAUCACUAUUGAUCAAGUAAUUAAACUCGAAUAUACUGACGCUAUCUUCAAAGAAGCUUCCCGUUUAUUCCCUACUAUACCAGUUAAUUUACGUACUAACGCGGAACCGAAUGAAAUUGCGGGAUACAAAUUCCCGGCCAAAACACAAUUUUUUAUUGACGUAGAAAGAAUUCAUCGAUCACCCGACUACUGGACUGAUCCUGAUACGUUCAAUCCAGAUCGAUGGUUAAAUAAAUCUGACACUAAAAUGUACAGUAGUUACUAUCAAUUUGGAGGUGGUGCACGUGAAUGCCCAGGAAAGAAGAUGGCUUUGGCUGAAGUGAAAACUUUAAUAGCUUUAUUAUACAGGAAUUAUGAUAUAGAAUUGGUGGACAAAGUUUCACCAUUUAAUUAUAAUUAUGAUUUUAUUAAUAUUGUUCAAGGACUUGAAAUUAAAAUUAAACCUAGAAAUUAA